Molecule: messenger RNA, 195 nt
Organism: Funneliformis caledonium
Lineage: Eukaryota; Fungi; Glomeromycota; Glomeromycetes; Glomerales; Glomeraceae
Source: the annotation of a GenBank genome assembly
AAUUAGCGGUGGCAGAUCCAGCCAACGUAGAGGCAUUCAAUGUUUAUGAAGGUGCCGAAGAAAUAGUAGAAGAGGGGGAAGCGGAGGAAACUAGAUGCCUUCUGGCAGAUUGCCAAGCUGCUUCAAUUUUUAGAAUGGCGUCAUACUUUGAUAGAGUAGAAGACGAGGAUUUUCUUGAUUAUAUUGUUGAGGAGG